Molecule: messenger RNA, 219 nt
Organism: Podospora bellae-mahoneyi
Lineage: Eukaryota; Fungi; Ascomycota; Sordariomycetes; Sordariales; Podosporaceae
Exons: 2
Coding region: 1-219 (72 amino acids)
Source: RefSeq, a predicted model, not a curated record
AUGGAGCUUGUUGUCAUGGUGCUGGGGGUGUUGGGGCUGACCGGGGUGGCUCUCGCUUGGAGGACCCGCCUCACCCGCAUUCCACAUUCCCUCUUUUCACCCGACCUUCAGAAGCACUCAUCCCACGAGGCACGCAACAAUCUAUCCUGUCCGGUGCCGACACCGCAGCAGCCAACCACUGCCAUCGCAUCGCCGUUUGGUGUAACCGCGACUCCAUAG